AUGGGCAAUGUAAAAUAUACUCACUUUUCUUUCGUAGUUUACGCAGCUCGAAAUUUACAGCCAAGGAAAGGAGCAGGUACGUCGAUGUGUCUUCCGUAAUCAAUGCGAGCCCUUUUCGCGAAGGUUUCCAUGUUGUUAAUUUAAUAUCGUGCUGUAAUCUUUCAGGAGUAUGUACUGCAUCGGUUAUUUUUGGCAUUGGCAAGCAAAAAUAUCGCACAGAGGCAGUGCGAGAUAACGAUCCCACUUGGAAUGAGGAAACUACAAUGUGAGUGUAAUGUUUCUUGUUUUUUUCUUUAAAAAUAGGAAUGUCGGGGUAUUCAUAUCAUCAAGUUUGUGUUCAUUUCUAUUAAGGAGAAAAUUAUGAUGGAAUAUUCGAAAAGUAGUCCUACAAAUCAAUAAAAACAGGAGCCAUUAAGGUUAUGGGCUCCUGAUAAAAAGCAAUACUUCUGUCUGAAAUAUAAGAACCGUCGUUUUUAAUCGCGAUUGAGUAGUCAAAAUAAAUAGUGCUAAAAUAAAUCGUGCUUUUCUUAUGUAAAUCAAUAAUGGAAGGUUUAUGCUAAGCAAACAAUGCAUUUUCACACCUUAACCAGUUUUUAUCAAAGGGAAAGGAGUUGCAAAUUGUUAUUUUUUUUUGUAAAUGUAAGCUCUGCGUUUCUAAGUAACUGGCUUAUUUUCGGUUCAGUCAUUUAUCCUUGCUGCGAUGCUAGGCGAGAACUUCGUAUUUAUCAGGAACUAGAAUGGAGAUUUAUGGGACUGUAUCUGCUUCUAUUAUCUAUUCCUGUACUAUUUGCGUUAAUAAGAAACAUCUGCCUUCAAAUUUUGGUCUUUUAAAAUAAGCGGGCAGUGAUUACGGAUUUUUGUGAUCUUUUGGAAUUAAUUAUGGAGAGGAUCGAGGAUUCAUUAGUAAUGCUGGAUAGUAACAUCCUCCAAUUACUCCUAAGUUGAACUGGAGACGAUUUUAUUUCCAAAUUUCCUCAUAACAAUUUGUGCUUAGAAGAUUCAAUGACGUUCACCCCCCCCCCAAAAAAAAUACAAAAAGAAAAACAAAAAAACAGUGGAAACGAAAUUAUUGACGUAACAUAUUUAAAAUUUUGCAAGAAAGAAGGAUAAAAGAGCCACGACACAAUUAAAGCUAAAGAACACGUUGAUCGCCAUUGGGUGACGUUACUUUAUGCAAAAUAGUCUAAAGUGUUGAUUUGUUGGAAAGGAGCGAGAGCGGGGGAGAGGGAGGGGGGAGAUCGGCAAAGUUAGCUCUUUGGUUUAGCUGUCGCUCCUAAAACAUAUCCAAAGAAACGCGCCUCAAUUUAUUUAAGCGUUAAAGAUAAGCACAUCUUAGUUCUCCUCAGUUAGUUUAUUUGCCAAAUUGAAUACAGUUUCUUUUAAGUAUAUCCAUAUUACUGACAUCUAAGGUAAAAAAAUCAUAGGAAAAAAUUAUCGAAGACAAGACGAUCUUUUCUGAAAACACGAAUUGUAUGUAUAUCUAGGAGAUCAUCUUUUUAUUUUGUCUCUUCUCUCAGAAAAGUUUCCAAACCAGCUGCAUUGAUAUUCACAGUGAUGGAUCGAGAAGACUCCCUUGGCACAGUCAGUUUGCCGCUUGCACAAAUCCCCUCCGUGGCUCAUCGUCGCCGAUGGAUUCCGUUGACGAGAAAAAAUUCCCAAGCUAUGGGCGACUUGUGCAUCGAUUGUUGGGUUCUUUCCUUCAAGAAGGCAGGAGAGGGGAGUAAAUGGAAUUCCAUAAUACCUUUAAAGGGUCGCAAGGGAGGAGGCGGGCGAGAUCGCUCCAAACGAAGAGCCUCGAUUGAAGCUGCUUCUAUUUCUAAGAAUGGAUCAAGGUCGAUCGAAAAUUUAUACUCCAAGCCUGAGCUUAAAGUUGACCGUAAUUUGGACAAUACAAACCCCUUUAAGACUAGUGACUCUGGAUUGUCAAGUCCCAGUCUGUCUCGUAAUUCAUCGUCCAGUGCCACAAAUUUAGCGUCCCUUUCUUUGUUCAAACCGCGUCUCGCCCCCACCUUAGGUCAGGUGCUGUCCUCCAGUCGUGCUCCGGAGAUUACGGGACUCUCUCCAAAAUCUGGUCCUUCGUCUGGAGGCACACGGAUCACAGUGCGCGGUUGCAACCUGGGCACCUCAAAAGAAGAUAUAGCAUAUAUAACUGUCUGUGGCUGUGAUCUGUAUUCCACACUUGAAUACCACAGUCCAGCCAAGCUUGUGGUUGUAACGAAAGCUUGGAAUGGCUCCGGACCUGUUGUGUUGCAGACGAAGUCUGGUGGACGUGGUACAUCGACUCUCGAUUUUAAAUUUCAGGAUAAAGCUUCAGGUGAAUAGCUACAUAGGUAGCCAUUGAUUUAGCUUAUAAUUGUUGUUGUUGUUGGUUUUGAAAACUUAAAUAUGGCAAGGGAUCGGCACACGAUACCAUGAAACACGUUUUGUACGAAUGUACUGAAAAUUCUUAAAAUCCCUUUUACCAGGAUACGCGCGCAUAAUAGGUGCCAGAUGAAAUCAGAAAUUAAAACUUAUUUUACUUCUCAUGACACCAAUGCUAAUGACAAAGACCUUAACUAGGACAGAGAAGUUAAUUUCGCAGAAGUCACAACUUUGGCUUGUUCGUGGAAAACUCUCCAGGAGCUUAUCAAUAUCAAAAGGAAACGUUUUCUUCUUUAUUGCAUUCUACGACCUCUUUAGUUACUUCGUUGGUUUUUUAGAAGCUCUCUAAAUUUCUUAGAUUUUGCUGAAUCAGCGACUUUCUCCUUCGUGUGAAUUGAUAUUUUUGCCGUCACAAAAUGAGUUAAAUUUAGUUUUACUUCUUUCGCAUUGUGUGGACAAAUCGUGCGAUGCGAAAAAUUAGCAACAUUAUCAAAAAAAUUUGCGCAACUGCGCUCAAUCGUUUACAUUUCUGUGGUGGAAUAUAUAUUUUCAUAACCUCGAAAUGGAAUUUAUGACGAAUCCUCUUCCUAAGUGCUGAGCUUCAAAGUAGCUGUAUAAUAUUCAAAAUAUAGAUUGUGCGGGUAAAUCACACAUUGUUAUGGCAACCAACUAUGACAUCACACCAGAAAACAUCUUCAAGUUCACUGAAACAAUUUCGUCCAAACUUCUUAAGAAUCAGUAGUAUACCUACUCAAAGAAUUUAAGUUCCGAAACAGGUCAGACAUAAAUCAAAUUGUAAAUUGUCGAUUUUCACUUUUGAACGAAGAGAAUAAUUUAAAAUGUGUUCAGUGUUGGACAAACUGAUUCAUUUUCUCGGCUUUUAUACCUUGAUCGAUAGCGUCAAGCAAAGAUUCAAGCAAGAAAGACAAAGCCUCAAGAGCUGACCUUUUAACAGAAAUAACACACCUCAGAGAGGAAAUUGAUGGUAAGGUUAUUCUCUACAAUUGAUACAGUAACCAAUGGUCCUUGCAUUGGACUUAAAGGAAUUUCAUUUAUUAAACUAUUUCAAAAGUCUCAAUUGACAGAUAUUAAUUAAGUUUGGGUUAAAACAUAAAUUGCUCGAGUUUUCUAUUUUUUUUUUCAGAUUUGGCUGACGAGAAUCGUUCAAUGAAGAAAUACAUAGAUAGACUAAUGACGAUUCUCAUGGAAAAGUUUCCAGAAGUACUAGAAAAUUUAGGUUCUUCUGUCCACUGA
This is a messenger RNA of Pocillopora meandrina, 3615 nucleotides long. Lineage: Eukaryota; Metazoa; Cnidaria; Anthozoa; Scleractinia; Pocilloporidae. The record is from the annotation of a GenBank genome assembly.